CCAGCUAUGCUUUAAACUAAUAAGUUCGAUACCAACAAUAAACUGUAGAAUUUUCCAAUAAAAAACGUCAUAUGUUAACAUUUUAACAUUUGCCAAACAAAUUCAUCAUGAUAAACUGUCGCAACUAAUUGGUUCAUAUCAUAUGUAAUGGACAUUGCUUCAUAUCCCCAACCACUUCAAAACAAACAUUAGUUGGACUGCUAUGGCCUAUCUACAAUGUCUUAUUUCGUCAAUAUAUUCGAGCAUCUCUUCGAUUUUUUUCCCCCUCUUUGAUAAGACGAACGAUUUGAUCUGCAUUCGUACACAGAUCAAUAAGAUGGUUACUCUCAACAACACAAAACAGGGUUUGAGUCACGAUUUAAGUCGACCCACCGAGGGCGUGACGAGCGGGGUCAUCAACGUAUGUCAUUGGGAACUGCUUCCAGCAGUUCCCCUCCACGACCAUCAAGCAUUCUGGAAACUCGCAAGACCUAAAAGCGAAAUCGACCCCCCUUUCUUCUAUCACGUCCCCCAUUUCUUCAUACAAUUAGCUUCCGUCCUAUACGGCAUUCACCUUCUCUCGCUCGUCCUCAAACCAUUGCGCCUCCCUCGUUUCUCCGUCGAAACGCUGGCAGGGAUUCUGGUUGGUCAGGCAUUGGAAACAUGGAAUCCAGAUUACACAAUCCCUCUCCCUACCAUCAAGGUGCUAGACACCCUAGGACCCUCGGGCCUCAUGUUCUACAUUUUCCUAGUAGGGCUGGAGAUCGACCUGUCCACUGUUCGACACGUGGGACGGGAGGCAUUCUACACGGGGCUAACCGGUAUGGUGCUUCCUCUCUUCGUAGGGUUCGUCGAGUUCUUCGUAGUAGCUGCCGACCCGAGGUACCAGAACUUCUUCACCCCGGAGUUCUGGAACCACCUGGAACCAGUUAAGCUGACCGGACCGAUCUACUGGGCAGUCGCCCUUGGCUUCACCAGCUUCCCCGAUCUAGCCAGGGCUCUCUCCGACGUCAAGCUGCUCCACACCGACGUCGGAAGGCUGGCCCUGUCGUCAUCCAUCGUCUGCGAGCUCGCGACGUGGAUCCUCUACGUCGUCGCGCUGAUGCUGAACAACGGCAGGUUCGACCCCGUGUACGCCCUCCCUACGCUAGCCUUCGUGGUCGCGUCGUGGCUCCUCCGCCCCACGGUGGCCUGCACCCUCAGGCAUGCCUACGAGACGGACAACAAGUUCCUCCUCAACUUCAUCGUCUUCGGCGGGAUCAUGACCUCUGCAGGCAUCACCAAUGCCUGCGGCGCCAACUCGAUGGUUGGCGCCUUCGUUUUCGGGCUGAUCAUCCCCACCAGGGAUGAUGUGUCCGUGAGGAUCAUGGAGAAUAUGGAGGACAUUGUCAAAGGGGUUUUCAUCCCCGUGUAUUUCUUGGACAAUGGGGUCAGGACCAGCUGGCGUAUCGUCAUCCACCCGGACUUCAAGACUCCUGUCCACACCGUUGUCCUGCUCGUGGUCGUGGCUUGGUCGGCUAAGCUCGUCUGUACUUUUGUUUUCUCCAAGCUCGCGGGGAUGGCUACUCGUGAAGGCUUCACUCUUGGGGUCCUCAUGAACGCGAAAGGGCUUCUCGCUUUGAUGAUCAUCAACAAUGGCCGCAACAACCAGGGCUUCAACCAGAUGAUGUUCAUGGUGCUGAUUCUCUCGAUGUUCAUGAUGUCUGUCACUGUGAUGCCCUUGGCCAAAGCGGCGACCAAGUCCAGCCGAAGGUCCAGCCAAUCCAACCGCAGAACGGUAGAGAGCAACAAGCUAGAGUCAGAGCUGAGGAUUCUAACGUGCAUUCACUCGACGCGUAACCUGUCAGGGAUGAUCAGCCUCGUAGAGCACUGCAAUGCCAACAAGCACUACCCGAUCUCCGUCUUCGCCGUCCAUCUGGUCCAGCUCACAGAUCGACGCGCCACAGCGAUGCUGAUCGUCCACGACAGCGGCGACUCGCAGCAUCAUGUAUUCGAAGGCGGGUCGGGGCAGAACCCGAGCCGUCGGGAGGAAGAGUCGAAGCACAUCAUCGCGAGUUUCGAGAGCCUCGAGAGUCGAGGCGCCUCGGUGUCUGCUCAGUCGCUCACCGUGGUGUCCCCCUACGCGACGAUGCACGAGGACAUCGACUGCGGAGGGGAGGACAAACGGGUGGUGCUCAUCCUGAUGCCUUUCCACAGACAAGCCGAUGUUUAUGGGAAGUUGCAGGACGAGAAUUUGAACUGGGGGACCGUGAAUAGGAACCUGAUGGCCGCGACUGCUUGCUCCGUAGGUAUACUCGUGGACCGUGGGCUUGGCUCCAAGGACAGGACAGUACAACCACGGUCGUCAUUUGCUGUGAUCUUCGUAGGAGGACCGGAUGAUCGGGAGGCUCUUGCUUUUGGAUGGAGGAUGGCGAAAUCGCCUAACGUCAAUCUCACCGUCCUUCGACUCCUCCCCACUGACGAUAUUGAUCGCGACGGUGAUGGUAAUGGCAAAGAAGAAGGAUCAGUGGAAGGGGGAAAGGAAGGAGUCGAGAUCGAGAUCGAGAUCAGGAGCAGGAUACACGAAAAGGAGCUAGAUGACGAGUACGUAAACGAGUUCAGGUUCAGGACCAUGCAUGACGAAAGCAUAAAUUACAUUGAAAAACGAGCGAAGACGGAGGUAGAGGUGAUCAUGACUAUAGCGCGAAUGAUCCCAUCUCGCGAUCUAUACAUACUCGGACAGAAUGAGAAUGCGACGCCUUCCAUCAUGUCGGGGUUAUCAGAAUGGAUGGAGCACGACGAGUUGGGUGUCUUGGGGGACACGUUACUGACGUCUGAAUUUGCCGAGCGGUCAUCCCUUCUUAUUAUCAAGCAACACUAUGUUACCAGGGCGGUCAUCCCUUCUUAUUAUCAAGCAACACUAUGUUACCAGGGCGCGCAUGCGGAUCAGUAACGAAGAUCAGGGUUGUGGCAACAGCCUUAACCCAGAAACUGCCUGUUCUUCUUGAUUCUUGUAAAAGUGCUUUAAUCCAGCCCGAAAUACAUUCUAAGCAUUCAUAGAUUCUAUUGUCCCAUCAUAGCCUCAAUCUCCAAAAGUAUGAUGAAAAUGCAGCAAAUUCGUAACCCAAACCUCAAAUUUAAACAAAAAAAUUCACCGCAGUUCUGUACUGUUAAAUCUAUGUUUGUACUCCUUUGUAACACAACAUCUCUUCCAGAUUAGUGAUUCCUGAUGCAGGAGAAACACAAAAGCGAAAAUAUGUGAUGUUACAACGAAGGGGAAGCAUCAUCAUAGGAAAGUUGCGCGACUUCUGGAUCUUAAAACGCUCCUAACUUGGAAAUAGUUCUCUGGAAGAGGGAAUGAAAUAUGCAGAGUACA
Molecule: messenger RNA, 3334 nt
Organism: Linum trigynum
Lineage: Eukaryota; Viridiplantae; Streptophyta; Magnoliopsida; Malpighiales; Linaceae
Source: the annotation of a GenBank genome assembly